AGUUUUGGUUUCAGCAAGCCGCAUUAACAGUUUAUUCCUGUCGACCACUGAGCAUGAUCGUGGACGGUUUGAGGGUGCUGGUGCUGAUCGCCCAAGGGAUAAGCACCACUGAGCUUAUCCCUGUGGCUGACAUGUUGCGUCGUGUCAGGAUGGAGGUGGUCAUUGCUGGCAUCGACGGGCCUCAAGCACUGAAGGCGGACUCAAACAUGAAUAUCGUUCCGGACAAUAGCCUGGACGACGCCCUGAAGAGAGGUCCGUUCAACGUCAUUGUCAUACCAGGAAUGGAGCAAAGCGCUUAUUUGGUCAGCCAGAACCAGAAAGCGAAGAAAUUGGUGCAAGAGCAUGUGGCCCAGAAAAAACUCGUGGGUGCACUGGGCGCUGGUUGUUUGACCUUGAUGGAGUUUGGAGUUGGCAAAGGGAAAAGGUUCGCCGCUUCGCCAGGCUUUAUUGAAGUGAUGAUGAGCGAGGACAAGAAAAAAGAGUGGAAAUUCGUUAAGAACGAAACGGUCGUUAUUGACGGUAACUUUAUCACCUCUCAUGGUAUGUGGACUGCCAUGGACUUUGCCUUUGACCUGAUUGAAAAGCUGCGAGGCAAAAAGGAAGCAGACACACUUGCAGACUUUGUUCUCCACAUUCGUCACCGUAAAAAUGCAACUUUAAUCCCAGUAAAAAUGUAGAAAAUCAUUUUUGAUGAUAUUUACAUGUUUGAGUAUUUUAAAUAAACCUUUGGUUAUGAUCUGAUUUAGUAAA
Messenger RNA from Cloeon dipterum, 750 nucleotides. Its product is annotated as Parkinson disease protein 7 homolog. Gene Ontology annotation, cellular component: cytoplasm; mitochondrion; nucleus. The record is from RefSeq and is a predicted model, not a curated record. The transcript has 4 exons. Gene Ontology annotation, biological process: response to oxidative stress; glyoxal metabolic process. The coding region runs from base 54 to 677 and encodes 207 amino acids. Lineage: Eukaryota; Metazoa; Arthropoda; Insecta; Ephemeroptera; Baetidae.